UUCCACUCUGACAACUCUACAACCCGACCCAACUUCAUGCAACCUCGGACGGCGCGAAACACUUGCCGGCCAACCAAACAUGUCCGGACAGCCAUGCCUGACGCGUCUUACGCCUCCAACUCGUGCUGGACUUGCCGGCAGAAGCGGGCCAAGUGCGAUAGACUCCUCCCAGCUUGUCUCCGCUGUUCCUCCCUGAAGCUGCGAUGCCAAGGCUAUGACCGGCCGAAGAAGCUUGUCUGGACCAAUAGCGUGGCCAGCAGGGGCAGAAUGAUGGGAAGAGCUACGUUCGGUACGAGCGAGUCGACAGAUAAGCUUGCGCUUGACAGGCCUACUCUCCCAAGGUCUGGGAUGCUGAAUCGCUUGGCGGAGACAAUGCAAGAUGCAUGCCGCUUCUCGGCUGAACUAUCAAGGCCGCUUAUAGACCCCGAUCUGCAGGACAUGUCUGAUGACUUCCGGAAUUACAUACGCUACUUCGACUUGGAAAUGUCGAAGGAGUGCGUGGUCUACUAUCAGACAUCCAGGAACCCCUUCUUGGCUUUGAUGCCACUCAUGACCAAGAGUCGGGCGCUGUCUCAUGCAGUAGUUGCGAUAUCCGCCUUUCACUACUCCCAUCGAAUGCUUAUCAACAAGGCGCAGCCCCCCUCAGGCGAACCUAGAGUUGUUGAUAUUGCCUCGCUGUAUGCGUCGCAUGACCACGACUGGCAGUUGACUCAACCAUGUUUCUCUCCAUCACUGCAGACAGCUCUGGCGCACAAGCAGAAGGCCUUGGAAUAUCUGAAGUCUGAGAUAGGUAUCCAGGACGUGACUAACAACGAUGCGGUGGUUGCAGCCAUCGUUCUCUUCGUAUGCAUGGACGUAGUGGAGUUCGGUAGCCGGGGUUGGGAGUACCAUCUGGAAGGCGCCGGGGAGAUUCUUCAGAAGCGCAGGAGGGCCCUAGAAAGUGGGCAUUACGAAUCUUCCCCCUGGCUGGAGUAUUUUGACACAGCCUACACGACAUUCGGAGUUCUGGGCGCAACGCUAGCACCGGCAAAGGGUUCUUUCUUCCAACGCCUCGAUUCACUAGAUCCAUUUCUUAUGCAAGCUCUGCGACAGUCCGAAACCCAAACCUGGGUUGGUUGUCCUGCCGAGCUACUCUACUUGAUUUCGGUUGUGAACUCGUUGCGCUCGGAUUCUUCAACUGUCACCGGACGGCUGGCCGUUAUUAGAGAGCUGUGCAACAGCUUACAGACCUUCUCGCCUCCAGUGUGGGCCACAGACUUCUCGGAUUCAAACUACCACGAAUCGCGCUCCCAUCUUGCAUAUGCCUAUAAGGCGGCAGUUGAAGUUUAUGCCUCUCAGGUUAUCGGAGUCGCUCCCGAAACUGACUAUUUGUCGAGACAGUAUCUCGAUGCAAAUAUCCCAUCUGCCAUACUCCACAUGUUGUCAAUACCCGCCCAGGACUUCCACGUCAAGAGUCUGGUAUGGCCAGCGUUCAUUCUCGGAGCAGAAGCGCAGACUAUCGAGCUCAGAAACAUGGUCCGAGCACUCUAUUGGGAUGUUUGGAUUUCCUCAUGCUGCUACAAUGUCAGAAACGCCAUCAACGUGCUGGAACGGCUGUGGGCACGGAGUGCGUUUGAAAGCGCGUCGAAAUCGUGGUUGCAGUACGUUUGGGAUCUGGAAGACAGCUGGUUGUUUCUCUAGUUAUGGGACUGGCCUCCAUACAGGUAGACCAUCGGAUCUCGGGGAUGACAGACAAGGGUCACGCUUGUUUGCAAGGCUUGUAGCCAAGAGGAGGCCGUGACGCGACCAAAUGCUGCAGGACGCUUAACCCCGGACGGAAGAAGCGGGUCGGCCGCGCUGCCAUCCCAAAACCGGGAGCCCGUGUGCAACCCCUCAAAUGAAG
Colletotrichum navitas is the source of this 1882-nucleotide messenger RNA. RefSeq names its product fungal-specific transcription factor domain-containing protein. The record is from RefSeq and is a predicted model, not a curated record. Lineage: Eukaryota; Fungi; Ascomycota; Sordariomycetes; Glomerellales; Glomerellaceae. Gene Ontology annotation, molecular function: transcription cis-regulatory region binding; DNA-binding transcription factor activity, RNA polymerase II-specific; zinc ion binding. Gene Ontology annotation, biological process: positive regulation of transcription by RNA polymerase II. The transcript has 3 exons. Bases 37 to 1680 code for a protein of 547 amino acids. Gene Ontology annotation, cellular component: nucleus.